GACGUCAUAAAUAACGACGACAUCAACAAUCAAUAUUUCCUACUCAACAUCGCAACAGUUCUUCUGUCUAUCCGCUGUUUGUCAUUUCUCUGCUCUCUUCCCUUCAUCAUACCCACUACAUCUCCUGUCUGCUAUAUCGGUUCCUCUGACGCCCUGAAUCCUCAAACUCCCCCACUCACCCGCUAUGCCUGAUCCCCGCGUCUUCAUCAUCCGUCACGGAGAAACCGAAUGGUCCCUGAAUGGACGCCAUACCGGUACCACCGAGCUUCCCCUAACCGCGAACGGCGAGAAGCGCAUCAUUGCGACCGGCAAAGCGCUCGUCGGCGAUGACAGAUUGAUCGUCCCCGGAAACCUGGCGCAUAUCUACGUCUCCCCCCGCCACCGCGCCCAACGCACCCUCGAACUCCUCAAUCUAGGCUGCGCCGACCAGUACCCCUGGCGCACACCCGCCUCCGAACCCUCCGUGCCCCUCCUAGACAACACCGCCUGCGUCCGCACAACCGCCCACAUCCAAGUCACGCCCCUCGUCCGCGAAUGGGACUACGGCCACUACGAGGGUCUGCGCUCCGCCGAGAUCCGCGAAUCCCGCGCCAGACGCGGCAUACCGCACGCCCACGACUGGGACAUCUGGCGCGACGGGUGCGAAGGCGGCGAGUCCCCCGCGGACGUGACGGAGCGGGUGGAUGAGCUGAUUCGGGAGAUCCGGGAGAAGUGGCAUCGAGGCAAGUUUGGCAACGAGGCCGGGUGGAAGAGGAGGGAUGGAACGGGACCGAAUGAUGUGUUGAUUGUGGCGCAUGGGCAUCUUUUGAGGGCGUUUGCGGCGAGGUGGGUGGGCAUGGAGUUGGAGAGGAAUCCCAGUUUAAUACUCGAGGCCGGGGGUGUGGGGACGUUGAGUUACGAACAUCACAACAUCGAAGAACCGGCGAUUCUAUUAGGAGGCGCUUUCGUCGUCGAUGUCGUAGAAAAAGAGCAGGGAGAGAAGGAGGAACUACGAAAGGAGAAAGAAGAUGCGCAAAAGAAGAACUCAUGAGCCAUGAAUGCAUUACGUCCGAUAUGCUACCUCCAUUACGCAAGACCGUAGACUUGAACCUUUGGCACCCGAUUAGUCCUCGUCGGCCACGCAUUGAUAAUACCAUUCUGCCAUCCGUCAGCUCAGGGAUCACUAGAUAUCAAUCUCGAGUUCCAACGUACCAUUUUGCCAAACACAUUUCGCGCCCGAGACACACUUUGUGCACCCGGUCCAUGGCUUGCCGUCAUAGUACCCUCCGCAUUGGUAGUACAGCGGCACGGGGCACCUCGUACUGCUUGGGCCAACCUCCUCGGUUUGCGUUUUUGUAGGUGGUAGUGGCCGGGUGCUUGUCU
Messenger RNA from Westerdykella ornata, 1362 nucleotides. Its product is annotated as phosphoglycerate mutase-like protein. Gene Ontology annotation, biological process: ribose phosphate biosynthetic process. The record is from RefSeq and is a predicted model, not a curated record. Gene Ontology annotation, molecular function: sedoheptulose-bisphosphatase activity. Bases 185 to 1030 code for a protein of 281 amino acids. The transcript is spliced from 3 exons. NCBI's taxonomy places the organism in Eukaryota, Fungi, Ascomycota, Dothideomycetes, Pleosporales, Sporormiaceae.